AUGUCUGGCACAAAUGCCGUGAACAAGGUUACGAAGCAGAGGUGGACAUCCAAACGCACCCGAAACCAGUUUUCCGUGCUGCUGGAGUAUGCAAUCACUGCGUCCCCGGCGGUGAGCCCAAGUGACAAAGGCCAGGAACUGGCAGCUGGCAUGCAAACGGCUGCAGAGAAUGAACCGAUCGAGUCACUUCUGCGUUUGCAAACAAACGAAGCCAACCCGCCUCCAUCAGACCCUGCUCCCUCUUCCACUGUGACAAAUGCUACCAUAGCUGAUGACACAGCACAAGACCCAAAUGAGAUGUAUGAUGGUGACACUCGCGAUGCUGGUGCUGCUAGUGUACCCCGUCUCUUUGAUUAUACGGACUUGACUAUACUCUCCGACGACAGUGACCAAGACGCGGCUGUUGACUUGCCCGUCGUCAGGGCGGCCGCGCAUGAUGAGCCACUCGUUUCUCCAGAAGCAGAGAGUUCCAUGGACGGAUAUUUGGAUGCCAUUGCGCCUCUAGAAACAAAAGCAGAGCGCUUUUCAACGCCGAAACGACCACGGACGGGUAUUCAUGUGACAAAUACCGGCGUGAGGCGAGAAAUCAUAUUCAUCGAGAGCAGCGAUGAAGGCGAGAGUGGUGAUGAGGAUGCCUACUCUCCCAUAUCGCGAUUAACCUUGGCAGAGGCGUCGUUCGAUGUGCCAAGCUCGGAGCGUCACGGAACGUCGGCCGAAGACAUCUACUCCCCGGCACAGGUUGCUCCUUUUGACGGCACUGAUAAUGAAAGUGCAGAGAAUGGGUCCUCUUUUGAUACAUCGGCCUCGGAGUCUCACGCAACACGCUCAACUUUGGAAAAUGCGUCUUUCGAUAUGCCGCCUUCGAAGCCUCUUGCAACAUCCGUGGGACACAUUCGCUCCCCGAAAAGCCGCCAAGCUACUCCUCUUGUCAGCAGUAUUCAUCCGAGCGCUGAGAGCGAAUCGUCCGGGGAUAACAUUCCGCUAGCUGUUCUACGCAAGGAGGCGUCUUUCAGGGUGCCAACUGUCGUGCCUAACGAAUCGUCCGAGGACAAUAUCCCGCUAGCUACUCUACGCAAAGAAGCGUCUUCUCGGGUGCCGACUUUAGUGCCUCAGGUAAUUUCGGAAGAUAUUUGCUCCUCGACUAGGACGCAGACUACUACUUUUCUCAACAAUCAUAAAGUGAGCGCCGACAAUGAAUCGUCCGAGGAUAACGUCCCGCUUUCUGUUCUGCGCAAGAACCGUCUCGGGAAUAAACGCCGGCUGAGCGACGACGAAGAAACCGAGUUUGCUAUUGUGAAUCGGCCAACACCGGCGGUGAGGCGAAGCACUACGACCAGAAGCCAAACCAAAGCUUUCGACUCUGAUGCUUUCGAUGCCAUGAUCUAUCGUCAGAGCGAAAGGCAACCCCCCUUUGGUGUUUCGGUUCCUCGCCCAACAGCGGCGUCGAGCGCGGGCCCUCGCGAUAGUAGGGUCUUUGUUCACGCUAAUCCAGCGAUACAUGCACCUGUGGUGCGAACAGAAAAAUGGCUGAAAGACAAGGCACGGGAAAUCCGCAGCCGGCCGAACCGCAAGAAAUGGUUUGGCAGACCGGCAAAACGAUUGCGCUGGCUCUAUAACAAGCAGAUGGAGGACAAGAUGAAGCGCCAGACGCAAAAUAAUGGCUCUGCAGGGCGCAAGAUGCGACAAGAUCCGCAGCCGGCUGGAUAUAAGAGAGUCAUGGACUUUGGCGACGUUCCCCAGGACCGACUCCCGCCAGUAGUGUUGAACAACCCAGCGUGGGUCAAGGCCUGCAAGUGGACGCGCCAGAUGAGAGACGAGGACGUAGCCCUGUCGCGCGAAGUGGAACACAGAACACAUAUUACGUGGCAGCAUUACCAGGACGUAUUGCAGGAGGACGACUAG
This is a messenger RNA of Akanthomyces muscarius, 1902 nucleotides long. RefSeq lists its product as uncharacterized. The record is from RefSeq and is a predicted model, not a curated record. Lineage: Eukaryota; Fungi; Ascomycota; Sordariomycetes; Hypocreales; Cordycipitaceae. The transcript has 2 exons. Bases 1 to 1902 code for a protein of 633 amino acids.